Messenger RNA from Cuscuta campestris, 3514 nucleotides. Lineage: Eukaryota; Viridiplantae; Streptophyta; Magnoliopsida; Solanales; Convolvulaceae. The record is from the annotation of a GenBank genome assembly.
CUUGUCAACAUACUUUUACGGUUUUACCAAUCGGCGUUUCCGACCGGGUCUCUCGCCGUCCACCGACGUCAGCGGCCGGCACCGUAUUUCUAUUCUCCUCGCACUUUCUGGUUUUCAUAGCUCAAACUCCUUUCGUACGCCAAGAUCUGGAUAGCUGCGGAAGGGUUGGGGAUCAAAACUGAAAAGAAGCAUAUGUUGAUGAUCAGACUGGAUUCGCUGCUUUAUGUACUGACUGCUUUGAGUUGAAUUGAUUGAGAUUUGGAAUAUCUUUGACUUGAGUUUGAAGAUCUUGCAUAAUUCAGUGGUUUCUUUGAGCUGAUUUGUGUUUCCUGUCUAAGAGAGAUUGGUCAUAUGUGGUUGCUUCAGAAGCAGGAUUAAACUCAUCCCAAAUGAGCUGCGCAUAGUUAUCUUCUGGGGCAUUCGAUUGAAUCUUUGGAUUUUUCUAUAAUGGGGUCGAACUUAGAGGAAGCACUUGAAGCUAGGGCGGAGGCUGAGAAAAGAUUUGCCGACAAGGACUUUGAGGGAGCAAAGAAUUAUGCCCUCAAAGCACAAACUAUCUUUCCCGGGUUGGAAGGAAUAUCCGAAAUGGUUUUAACCUUUGGAGUACAUUCUGCUUCUGUGAUGAAAACUAAUGGAGAAAUUGACUUGUAUGCAAUCUUAGGACUGGAUCCUUCCGCAGAGAGAGCUAAAAUUAAAAAACAGUACAAAAGGAUAGCUGGUUUAAUCCAUCCUGAUAAAAACAAAAGCAUUGGAGCAGACGGUGCAUUCAAACUCAUUUCUCAAGCAUGGGCAGUACUCUCCGACAGAGCUAAAAGAAGCUCUUAUGAUCAUAGGAGAAAUUCUUCAUCCUCUCCCCGCAGCGGGCUGGAUACCUUCUGGACUGUGUGUACCUCUUGUCACGUGCAGUAUGAAUAUCUUAGAAAAUAUGUGAACAAGAGACUUUCUUGCAAGAACUGUCGUGGUGUUUUCAAUGCUGUUGAGACGGGGCUGGCCCCAGUGAAUGGGUCAUACCAAUAUUCCUCUUGGUCCUAUAUGCCCAAGAAUGGGUAUGGAAGCCAUGGACAUGGGGCCACAGGUGAUGGUGUCUCAAUGCAGCAUUUCAAACAUGGUUCAGAGUUUACCACAAAUAUUUCUUUCCAACAGGUUACCCGAAGUACAAACAGAAAGGAGACUAACGGGAAACAGAAUAUGGAAAAAACUUCCAAUGGGUUAACCUUUUGCAGUGAAAAGCAGCCUGCAAAAAAACGAGGAAGGCCCCCUAAGAGGAUGAAAGUUGAGCUUGAAAGUAGUUAUGGAAAUAAUAAUUGUGAAGCACCUCCUUGUGGGAAUGCUGAAGAAGUGAAACAAAAUUAUAAACUUCAAGCUGCAAAUGACCCCUCAGUUAAGCGGUGUUUGCCGGUGCCUUAUUUUGAUUCUAGGAAGUUAUUGAUUGACAAGGCAAGAAGUGUAAUACGUAGUAAGCUUGAAGAAAUGAACUUGGCUUCAGCAGCUGCAGAGUUGGAUAAUAAGAAGACAAAAGAACUUUCUGGAAUCCAUAGAAGUGUGGAUCUGGGAACUGCAGAGAAUCAUCCAUCUGAACCGGAAAAAGGUGAAGCCCUGGCAAUUACAGUACCGGAUUCUGACUUCCAUGAUUUUGACAAAGAUAGAGCAGAGGAAUGCUUUAAGCCAAAACAAAUAUGGGCUUUAUAUGACGAGGAAGAUGGGAUGCCCCGCUUGUACUGCCUGGUCCGCGAAGUUAUCGCCGUGAAACCGUUUAAGAUCUAUGUCAGCUACCUGGGCUCCAGAUCAGAUAGUGAAUUUGGGACAGUGAAUUGGUUGUGUUCUGGCUUCACAAAAUCCUGUGGGCAUUUCAGGGCUUAUAACUCUGAAAUAGUUGACCAUGUCAACAUCUUCUCUCAUCGUCUGGGUAGGGAACGUGCCCGUAGGGGUGGCUGUGUAAGAAUCUUCCCCAGAAGUGGGGAUAUUUGGGCUCUAUAUAAGAACUGGUCAUCAGAUUGGGACAGAUCAACCCCAGAUAAAGUGAGGCACCAGUAUGAGAUGGUGGAGAUUCUUGAUGAUUAUUCUGAGGAACUUGGGGUGCAUGUGGGCCUACUGAUCAAGUUGGAUGGGUUCAAGACAGUUUAUGGAAGGAGCACAGAGAAGGGAGGCGUUCGAUGGAUUCCUAGAACAGAGAUGUUGCGGUUUUCGCAUAUGGUUCCUUCUUGUUUACUGAAAAAAGGUGUUGAUAACCUGCCAGCUGAUGGGUGCUGCUGGGAUCUCGACCCUGCUGCAACCCCAGAUGAGCUUCUCCAGGGAACGGUAGAGGACAAAAGAGGAGGUCAACCAGAAAGCCCUUCUAGACACAACAAUAUAGAGCAAGGCAAGAUUGGGGGGCAACCGGAAAGCUCGGCUCUUUCGGGCUUGUCUCAUGAAUCUAUUAGUGAAGUGCAUCAGGUUCAAGCUCAGAACCACCUCUUUGAACCUCCCGGUUUCACACAGAAGCUUACUGAACCUCCUGGUUUCACGCAGAACCUUACCGAACCUUCCAGUUUCACCCAGAGCCUUGCUGAACCUCCUGGUUUUGCGCAGAACCUUGCUGAACCUCCUGGUUUCACGCACACCCUUACUGAGCCUCCCAAUUUCAUGCAAGCUGUGACUGAACCUUCCGGAUUCAUGCAAACCCUUGCUGAACCUCCAGGUUUUGGGAAGCCCCUUAGUGAACCUCCAGGUUUCGAGCAACCCCUUAUUGAACCUCCUGGUUUCAGGCAACCCAGUUUGGAACCUUCCGGUUUCGGGCAACCCCUCAUUGAACCUCCCAGUUCUGGGCAGCCCCUUAUGGAAGCUCCCGGUUUCGGGCUACCCUUUAUGAAACCUCCCGGUUUUGAACAAACGCCCCCUCCCGGUUUCGGUCAAACCCAUAUCGAACCUACCACUUUCAGGGAAACCCCCGUUGAGCCUGCCCGUUUCGAGCAAACCCCUAUUGAACAGCUCAUUUUUGGGCAAACCGCUAUUGAACCUCCUGGUUUCGGGCAAACCCUUAUUGAACCUCCCAGUUUCAUGCAAACCCUUAUGGAACCUCCCGGAUUCCGGCAAAACCUCAAUGAACCUCCCAAUUUCCCAAACGUAUGGGACAUUCGAAUCGAAAACGAGACUGCCAAACAGAACGAACUCAUAAGGUGAGUAUGGAGGAAGAACUAAGAUUCAAUGUGUACAGAUUGAACACAGGGAAUGAGGAAAUGCUGAGACACAUGUGGAUGGUCGGACUUGACAAGUCACGAAUGUUGUAGGCGACGGCUCUGUAAUCUGUUUCAAGGUAACUGUAAUAGUAAUUUCUUUAGAUUUAUGGACUAGUUUUGGCAAAUGUUGACAUGUUGUAACAUCUUUGAUUCAUUAUUAUAGAAAAUGAACUUCGUUGCUUCAGCUUUAUUAUAAAGACAUGAGCUGAGAAUGUGUCUCCAAUGGAUUGUUAAAAGACAUACAACAACCACUUUGUUUGGAGAAUAUGAGGUUUGUUAAAAAAACAUUUUUUUACGGU